This is a messenger RNA of Vanrija pseudolonga, 1419 nucleotides long. It is a transcript of the gene GLN1, whose product is annotated as Glutamine synthetase. Gene Ontology annotation, molecular function: glutamine synthetase activity. NCBI's taxonomy places the organism in Eukaryota, Fungi, Basidiomycota, Tremellomycetes, Trichosporonales, Trichosporonaceae. The record is from RefSeq and is a predicted model, not a curated record. Bases 198 to 1274 code for a protein of 358 amino acids. The transcript has 5 exons. Gene Ontology annotation, cellular component: cytoplasm.
CUCACCACUACUCAUCGCAUCUCCUUUGUGCUAGCAAGUACAAAACCACCUACCUCGUCCUUCACCUCCUCCUCAUCUCCCUCCCCAAUCUCCUCCCCCCCAAAUCGCCCUUUCUUGUGGCUUCGUCUGCUUUUCCCAAGCACACAUUCAUUUCAGUCCCCUCCCGACCAACCUACUCCCCCAGGUAGUUAAUCACCAUGUCGAACAUCAUCGCCACCAAGCGCGUCGACCUCCUCGCGCCUUACAUGGCCCUCGACCAGGGCUCCAGCGUUCAGGCUGAGUACAUCUGGAUCGACGGUGACGGAGGCCUCCGUUGCAAGACCAUGACCCUCGACGAGGCCCCCAAGUCGGUUGCCGACCUCCGCGAGUGGAACUUUGACGGCUCGUCGACCAACCAGGCCCCCGGCGACAACUCUGAUGUCUACCUCCGCCCCGUUGCCAUCUUCAGGGAUCCUUUCCGUGGCGGUGCCAACAUCCUUGUCCUCUGUGAGACCUACGACAACGACGGCACCCCCAACUCGUCCAACCACCGUGCCCACGCCAAGAAGGUGAUGGACGCCGCCAAGGACGUCGAGCCCUGGUUCGGCCUUGAGCAGGAGUACACCCUCUUCGACGCCGACGGACAGGUCUUUGGCUGGCCCAAGAACGGUUUCCCCGGUCCCCAGGGCCCCUACUACUGCGGUGUCGGCGCCGGCAAGGUCUUUGCCCGUGACUUCAUCGAGGCCCACUACCGCGCCUGUCUCUACGCCGGUGUCAAGAUCUCGGGCAUCAACGCCGAGGUCAUGCCCUCGCAGUGGGAGUUCCAGGUCGGCCCUUGUGAGGGCAUCGAGCUCGGUGACCACCUCUGGAUCGCCCGCUUCCUCCUCCUCCGCAUCGGUGAGGAGUGGGGCAUCCGCCCCUCGUUCCACCCCAAGCCCCUCAAGGGCGACUGGAACGGUGCCGGCUGCCACUCCAACUACUCGACCAAGGCCAUGCGUACCCCCGGCAAGGGCCUUGCCGCCAUCGAGGACGCCAUCAAGAAGCUUGAGAAGCGCCACCUCGAGCACAUUGCCGUCUACGGCGAGGACAACGACCAGCGUCUUACCGGCCGCCACGAGACUGCCUCGCUCAACACCUUCUCGGCUGGUGUCGCCAACCGUGGUGCCUCCAUCCGUAUCCCCCGUCACGUCGGUGCCCAGGGCUACGGUUACCUCGAGGACCGUCGCCCGGCAUCCAACAUCGACCCAUACCGCGUUACGGCGAUCCUGGUGGAGACUACGAUCCUCAACGCCUAAAUUCGCACUGUGUAACAUGGUAUUGUGUAUGUAGGAACACUCUGGUGCGGGGGGGCGCGCGUGGCAUUAGUAGGGAAGUGGGCUCGCUAUCACAAGGCCCCCGUCUUCAUUCCCCUGUGAUGCAAUCGGUCUGCCGAAGAAAUAA